AUGGGUCGAGACCGGGAGAAGAAUAAGGACAAAUCAAAGGAUGAUUCUAACACAAAUCAACAUUCUUCAAGAGGUUUCCGUACGGCGGAUAGAUUCUCUACCAACAGGAGAGCUGAUCGCGGCCGAAAUAAUAGAUCAUUACAGGACAAGGAGGUAUCGGGUUUUCGAGAUUCUUCCUAUCCAAGCUAUCCGAAUACAACUUCAAUGCAUUUCCGCGAGGAGGUGGCGACAUUGCUGAGAAACGGCCAUCUUAGAGAAUUAUUAAGCGAUCGGACUAAAAUCAACGACGACUGCAAUAGUGAUAACGCGGAACCCGCGAAAAUAGGGGAAGAUCCUCCUUGUCUGACGAUCAACAUGAUUUUCGGGGGGAAAGAGAUUAAUGGUGUGACAUUUUCGGUGGCAAAGAAAACAAAGGUGUCCGUUACCCACAGUAAGAGACUCCGAGAAGUCGCUGAGGACGACAUUAAUUUCACGGAGGAGGACGCAGAUGGACUACUUCUACCGUAUAACGAUGCCUUGGUAAUCUCUCUUAAUGUUUUUGAUUUUAAAAUUAAAAACGUUUUGGUGGACCCAGGAAGUUCGGCCAAUAUUAUCAAGUGGAGGGCACUGGAGCAAGCCAAACUGACCGAAAGUAUCAUUCCGGCCACAAAACUCCUCGCCGAGUUCAACCUGGAAAGCGUGAGAACCCGAGGAAAGAUCAUGCUGCCCAUGAAUGCCGAAGGGGUAAUGAAGACGACCCAUUUUGAAGUAGUAGAUGGCGAUAUGGUCUACAAUAUUAUCCAAGGAAUAUCGUGGUUGCACGAGAUGAAGGUUGUGCUGUCAACAUAA
Nicotiana attenuata is the source of this 828-nucleotide messenger RNA. RefSeq lists its product as uncharacterized. The record is from RefSeq and is a predicted model, not a curated record. Lineage: Eukaryota; Viridiplantae; Streptophyta; Magnoliopsida; Solanales; Solanaceae. The transcript is spliced from 3 exons. Bases 1 to 828 code for a protein of 275 amino acids.